Molecule: messenger RNA, 1698 nt
Organism: Aspergillus steynii IBT 23096
Lineage: Eukaryota; Fungi; Ascomycota; Eurotiomycetes; Eurotiales; Aspergillaceae
Product: FAD-dependent oxidoreductase
Exons: 4
Coding region: 180-1616 (478 amino acids)
Molecular function (GO): FAD binding
Source: RefSeq, a predicted model, not a curated record
CGCGGCGCCAAUGUAAUCCCUUGUUAGAGGGGUAGCACAUGGGACAUUCGCCCUGGUUCAAAUCCUCAAAUGUAGUACUGAGCGGCCUGUCGGCUUUGCCCGGCGUGGGAACUUGACCAAUUUCCAGAGCGUGGGUCUCAUCCAGUCUAUAUCAUAGCCUCCUGAAGCGUUUCUGAGCCAUGGAUCAUCCCAACUUUCAUGUUGUCAUCGUCGGUGGCUCGAUUGCAGGGUUAACUCUGGCACAUUGUCUACAGCGAGCCAACAUCAGCCACGUUGUGCUUGAGAAGGGGAAAGAAAUCGCUCCACAGUUAGGAGCGUCAGUCGCCAUUUUUGCCAAUGGAGCACGGAUUCUUCAGCAGCUUGGUAUCUAUGAAGAUAUUGAACGGGAGAUCGAGCCUAUAGGACUUGUCCAUGCGAUUUACCCUGAUGGCUUUUAUUAUAACACCAGAUAUCCUGAUGAUUUAACGAAAAGAUUUGGUUAUCCCAUCUCUUUCCUCUCUCGUCAGAGGUUCUUGGAUGUUCUGUACAAAACCUACCCCGAUAGUUCCAGAAUUCUCACAGGCAAGAGGGUCACUGAGAUUCGCCAUCUGGAUCAUGGCUCUUGCGUGAUAACAGAAGACGGGUCAGUCUACCAGGGAGACCUGAUUGUCGGUGCCGACGGAGUCCACAGUCGAGUGCGGUCGGAGAUUUGGAAGCAAGCAGAGCAAGAGCCUGGGCGGAUUAUAGCAAAAGAGAAGUCAAGUAUGAUGGCGGAGUUUGUAUGUGUUUUCGGCAUGUCAUCCCCCGUUCCUGGCCUUCACGCCGGAGAGCAGACCAACGUCUUCUUUGACGGACUCACCAUUGCCACCAUCCAUGGUCAGAAUGGUCGCUUGUUCUGGUUCUUCGUCAAAAAGCUUGACCGGAAAUAUCCCUAUGCAGACAUGGCUCGGUUUUCAAACGACGACGCAGCGCAGUUCUGCAGCCAGAUUGAAAACGUGCAUAUUUUGAACGGCGUCUACGUUCGAGAUGUCUGGAAAAACCGAACGGCCGUUUCAAUGACUGCUCUAGAAGAAUCCUUACUUGAGACAUGGCACAGUGAUCGAAUGGUGCUUAUCGGCGACAGUAUUCAUAAGAUGACAAUCAAUGCCGGACAAGGAGCAAACAUGGCUAUCGAGGAUGCUGCUUUCCUAGGCUCGCUGAUUGAAAAGCUCGUCCGUACCACAUCGCCCCGAGGGCCCUCAACUCUCGACAUCAGCCGCACCCUCGAAAAAUACAAGAAAGGGCGGUAUGAUCGGGUGAAAAGCGUCUACAACGUCUCAUGGCAUGUCGCUCGGAUUCACGGACGCGCUGGACUCCUGUACUCCCUCAUCGGCCGGUACUAUAUUCCCUACAAGAAAGAUCUGCUGGCGGAUAUGACUUCGAAGGUCAUGGCAGAUGCGAACUUGAUCGAGUUUCUUCCGGUGCCGAAACGGUCGGGACCGGGCUGGGAGAAGUACAGUAGUAAGAGAGGUGGGAUGUCGCAGGUUCAAUGGCUCAUUUUGUUCGUGCUUGUGUUGGCGUUCGUCUGGGUGUUCCGUGGUCUGGGGGGUAGAAUGCCUCUCGACCGACUCUUGAGUCCCUUGCCCAGGUCUGAGUAGUUUGUUGCUGUGAAGCUUUUCUUUGUCUCUGGGUUAGUAGGUCGGUAGUAGUUGAUAUCAGGAGGAAGAUCUACUGGGUGAG